Molecule: messenger RNA, 3383 nt
Organism: Grus americana (Whooping crane)
Lineage: Eukaryota; Metazoa; Chordata; Aves; Gruiformes; Gruidae
Gene: FPGT
Product: fucose-1-phosphate guanylyltransferase
Exons: 5
Coding region: 101-1939 (612 amino acids)
Molecular function (GO): transferase activity, transferring phosphorus-containing groups
Source: RefSeq, a predicted model, not a curated record
GUCCCUGCCCGGCUCUUCCGGGUCGGGCGCUGCAGAGCCGCCUCUCGCCGCGGUUGCGGCACGGCAGCGCUGGGGCCCGGCCCCGGAGGACGGAGCGGCCAUGCCGGCGGCGGACGAGCGGAGCGCGGCGCGGCGGGAGGCCACGGGGCGGCGGCUGGCGCGGUUCGCGGCGCUCAGAGGGAAGGCCGCCCGGCCCGGCGAGUUCUGGGACGUCGUGGCGGUGACGGCCGCCGACGCGGAGCAGGCGCUGGCCUACCGGCAGCAGCUGGCGGAGAAGCUGAGCAGAAAGGAGCUGCCGCUGGGCGUGCGGUACCACGUUUUUGUGGAUCCACCUGGACCGAAAAUCGGAAAUGGUGGAUCAACACUUCACGUUCUUCAGUGCUUGGAAGAUCUGUAUGGUGACAAAUGGACUUCUUUUAUCGUGCUGCUAAUUCAUUCUGGUAGUCAGAACACUUCCGAAAGGGGCAUCAGUUUUGUGGACAGAAAGAAACCAGGUGGUUACAGUCAACGUUUACCAAAUGCAAGUGCACUGGGAAAGAUUUUCACAGCUUUGCCUUUUGGCGAUCCCGUUUACCAGAUGUUGGAACUGAAGCUCGCCAUGUACAUUGAUUUCCCCAGUCACAUGAAACCAGGAAUUCUCGUUACGUGUUCCGAUGACAUAGAACUCUACAGCACUGGAGGUACAGAAACCAUCGCAUUUGAUAAACCUGGGUUUACCGCGUUAGCUCACCCUUCAGAUUUGGCAGUUGGGACCACUCACGGAGUGUUUGUUUUAGAUCCGUCCAGUUUUUCAGGAAAAGGAGGACUUGAGUACACGUCUUGCCAUCAUUUCCUGCACAAGCCUGAUAUUGAGACGAUGCGCCAGUGUGGCGCAGUAUGCGUAAGAGGGAAUUGUUCUCAGCUAAGCUCCUCCGGAGACUGCAGUGACUCAGAAAUGGAGUGUGUGUAUACAGACAGUAUAUUUUACAUGGAUCAUAGCAUUGCAAAACAACUACUGACAUUUUAUAAGCAGAUGGGCACUCUUUGCUGUGAAAUAGAUGCAUAUGGUGACUUCCUCCAGGCCCUGGGACCCAGAGCCACUGAAGAUUACACAAAAAAUACGAGUAACGUCACAGAAGAGGAAUCGCGGUUAGUAGAAGUACGGCAGAAGCUAUACUCUCUUCUGAAAGGAACUAUGCUUCAUGUUAUAGUCUUGAACAACUCCAAGUUCUAUCACAUUGGAACUACUCAAGAGUAUUUGUUUCAUUUUACGUCUGAUAGCAACCUGAAAUUUGAGCUCGACUUACUGUCUGUGGCUUUUAGCAGCUUUUCCAACAAAGCCAAGACCUUGGGUCAAUCGGCAAGUGUCAUUCAAAGCAUCCUCGAGCCUGGAUGUUUUGUAGGACCUGGAUCCGUUAUUGAGUACUCUAGAAUUGGACCUGAAGUCUCAGUAGGGAAGAGCAGCAUUGUUAGCGGAGCAUACAUAAACUUGAAAGUAGACAUACCUUCAAACUGUUUCCUGAGUUCAUUAAGUAUAAAAAUUAACGAUCAAGUAAAAUACGUAAGUAUGGUGUUUAGUGUAGAAGACGACUUGAAAAAGAGCGUGAAACUGUUGUCAGAGAUACAUUCACUUCAGUUCUUCGGAGUCAGCUUACUAGAAUGCUUGGACCUCUGGGGAGUAAAGGUUUCCAGUCAGCUCUUCUCCAGUGAGGACGCCCGUUUGGGGUUGUGGACUGCCAGGAUUUUCCCUGUUUGUUCUACUUUAAGUGAGUCGGUUAGAAUGUCGUUAAAAAUGUUAAAUUCUGUGCAGCACAUGUCAGCUUUUAAACUAAAUGGCUUUAAGCUCUUGUCUGUUGAAGAAAUGCUCACCUACAAAGAUGUAGAAGACAUGUUGAAGUUUAGGAAGCAAAUUUAUGACGACAUCCAUCUGCAAAGACCAAAAGAGAAGUCUGAUUUGUAGAAGGAACAGUACUUGAACAAAUUUCUUGUUUUCAUGUGUGGAUGAUUGGUUACUUCCCAGCUUGUAAAAAUCACAAGAAAAAAGUACACAGAUCUUUUCUCUGAUUUCAUUGAAGUAGAAAUAAUGAAACUGCAUUAACAAUGUUGUUGUAGCAUAACAUUAAUAAUGCAGCAAAUGCACUUAAACUACUCUUUUGAUGAAAGUAGUAAUGAAAUAUUUCAGAUCUGUGAAAAUACUAAAUGGUGACUUUCCUUGGGGUGCAUAUUAUUAUGUUGUGGAGUCUUCGUCAGUAAGAAUAUGAUGCAGAACAAAUUAAUUAGUAAUUUGACUGAAAACUGCUUUAAAAGUUUUUCAGAGUAGAGCAUUAGCUCCAGCAACAUGGAAUGAUACAGCAAUAACUUAGUAUUUCUCUCUUUUCAUGCUGCCUUUUUACAGUAGUGUUUCAAAUAGGUAGAGAUAAAUUUAUUAAAAGUAUUUUUUAAACCAAGAAAUCCUGUCUUAAGCAUUAAUAAUUUUCUCUCUAUGUUUUUUUUAUUUUGUAAUUUUUUUAUACUUUCUUGUAUUUCAUCAGAGGAAAAAGAUUUGCACAAGAGAUCAUUCUUUCCCUUGUGACUAAUAAUAUUGAGGUCAAAACCCAGCAUCAAGACCUGCUGAUAGUUUGAGGGUUUUUUUAAUGUUAGUCAUUUGGAAGCUGGUAGUUUGAUUGGGCAGCUACCAACUUUUUGUUAUCCACAGAUUUACUGCUACGUGCCCCAUGAAAACCCACAUUUCGUAUUUCUCUAAACUGAACUGUCAGUGUCCUUGGGGUGAUGCCUAAUGCUCCUGCAGACCAGUGGAGUAGAAACAGAGAGGUUAGCUGUCGGGAGCGGUACCACGAGGCACACCUUCAGAGAACACGCAGUAUCUAGUCUCUCUUCCCCUUCUCCACCCUUUACGAAAGAAGAUGUCCUCUUGUUUCUAGUUUAGGGGUCAAAGAUCCAGCUCCAAAUAGACAGGUAUGCUUUUUAUACUUUCUGUUCUGGCCUGACCAAAAAGGAAGGUGCCUUUUUUAUGUGUACAACUUGAAAUGUACUUUUCUCUGUUCCCCGCCCCCCUUUUUUACAAAUACAGGGAGUGCCGUAGCAGGUCGUGCCAGUGCUCCCUCUGGCCCUGUACUCUUAGGCAAAGGUGCUGCGCACGGCGAGCGUGCAAGCCUACCCGGUUCUGUGAUCCUCUGUGUUUUCAACAGCUCGUUAUGUAAACUAUCAGUAUGUACUUCAGUGCUACUAGGUGGAAAAAAGCUUGUUCACACUAUGUUUAUAUGCAGAUACCUCAAUUUAUUUUUAAUUUUGCUUCUCUAAUGACCGCAUUUUUAAUUUUUCAAUUUCAUGCUAUUUUUAAGAAUGUGCUGUGCGUUGUAUCAAUGUAAUUUGACUGCAAACAUAAUGCAUCUUUUUCUCUUGCA